Molecule: messenger RNA, 861 nt
Organism: Photinus pyralis (common eastern firefly)
Lineage: Eukaryota; Metazoa; Arthropoda; Insecta; Coleoptera; Lampyridae
Product: circadian clock-controlled protein-like
Exons: 4
Coding region: 88-834 (248 amino acids)
Source: RefSeq, a predicted model, not a curated record
ACCAAGGCCUCAGACGUGUGAGGGGGGCGUAUGAGUAUAUAAAUAAGAUUGCUGUUACACUCAGGUGGAUAGUUCGCUCGCUGCAUAAUGGACGAUUUAAAUAAAUUUGUGUUAGCUGUUUUGCUCGUUGUACCUGUGGCUCAUUGCGCAAUUCCAUCUUACAUCAAAGUAUGCCCGCGUAGCCACCAAAACCUAUCGGCCUGCAUUACGAACUCGAUCGAGGCCCUUAAACCGUACCUGGCCAAGGGCAUUCCAAAACUCGACGUCCCCGGCUUGGAACCUCUAGACCUAGAGACCAUAGUCAUCGACUCGCUCGGCAGCGGUACACGUUUGGCGACCAACAUCAGCAACUUGGAAGUGUACGGCGCCUCCGACUUUACAAUUCUCAAACUGACACCGACGAUGACCAAGAAGGGUUACAACUUCCGUUUCCAGGUAAACGUCCCAAGGCUACGAGUUUCGGGGAUGUACGAGCUCGAUUCCAGGAUCUUAUUUUUGGACCUGAAGGGACAGGGACCAUUCCAUGCUAACAUCAGUGACUACCACUUCGAGUGCAUCAUGAAGGGCCACCAAGUGAGGAGAGAAGAGAGGAACUAUUUGGAAUUUGAGGACAUGAAGUGUACUUUGGUUGUCGGCGGCGUAUCCGUCCGGCUGGAGAAUCUCUUCGAAUCAAACCCCACCUUGGCGAAGGCGACGAAUGACGUCAUCAACGACAAUGUCCAGGUGCUCUUCGAUGAAAUCAAACCGGGCCUUUUGAAAGCCUUGACGAGGAGGUUUACGGAAAUUGCAAAUAAGAUAACGCUAGCGUUUACGUAUGAAGAAUUGUUUCCGUAGUAUAAUAAAUAAACAAAUAAAUUGCAA